CACAGCCCGAAAGAAGAAACCAAUCAGUUGCGUUUUCUCCUUACACAAGUCUGUUCAACCACAUUGUGGCGGUGCUCGUGUUCAGCUGCUGCAGCUACAGACAAAAUUAAACACUAUGGUUCAAGCCAAGACCUGGAUCCUGAAGCAGCACUUUGAGGGUUUUCCUAAAGAUAGUGACUUUGAGCUGAGGCAGGAAGAGCUCCCUGAACCCAAAGAUGGAGAAGUGCUUGUGGAAGCUGUGUUCCUGAGUGUGGAUCCCUACAUGAGACCCUACAGUCGUGUGCGAAUGCAGCCAGGAGAUGUGAUGAUUGGAACACAAGUGGCCAAAGUGAUUCUAAGUAAAAAUCCAGCAUUUCCUGUGGGGUGUCAUGUGGUUGGUCGAUGCGGAUGGAGGACCCACACAGUCUCGGAUGGGACUGGUCUCACUCGGGUCCUGACUGACUGGCCUCAGGAUAUUCCUCUCUCACUCGCUCUUGGAGGCCUUGGCAUGCCAGGCUUGACCGCUCUGUAUGGUUUAGAGGAGGUGUUGACCAUUAAAUCUGGAGAGACAGUGCUGGUGAAUGCUGCUGCUGGUGCUGUGGGGACUGUAGUCGGUCAGAUCGCUAAACUGAAGGGCUGUAAGGUGGUGGGUUCAGUUGGGAGUGAUGCUAAAGUGUCCUAUCUGAAAGAACUGGGCUUUGACCACGUCUUUAACUACAAGACGGUGUCUUCUCUGGAGGAAGCACUGAAGCAGGCCUCACCUGAUGGAUAUGACUGCUACUUUGAGAAUGUUGGUGGGGAUUUCUUCAGCGCCGCUCUUCCCCAGAUGAAAGUGUUUGGGAGGAUUGCUGUGUGUGGAGGGAUUUCUCUGUACAAUGACAAAGAGCCUCAAACAGGUCCGUAUCCCCACCUGAGUAUGAUCUUUAAGCAGUUAAAAAUGGAGGGGUUCCUGGUGGGCCGAUGGGAGCAUAAGAAUGAGGAGUCUCUGAAGAGGAUGCUGACCUGGGUGAAGGAGGGGAAGUUGAAAUGUAGAGAGCAUGUGACCACUGGCUUUGAAAACAUGCCUGCAGCCUUCAUGGGGAUGCUACAGGGCGAGAACACAGGGAAAGCUAUCAUUAAAAUCUGAAGACUUCUCUUCUGUCUGAAACACCUAACAUUGUUAAACUCAGUUCUGUCUUGUAAUAAAUUCUGAUUUGUUUUUGUA
This is a messenger RNA of Astyanax mexicanus (Mexican tetra), 1183 nucleotides long. RefSeq names its product prostaglandin reductase 1, tandem duplicate 1 (gene ptgr1.1). The coding region runs from base 116 to 1105 and encodes 329 amino acids. Gene Ontology annotation, cellular component: cytoplasm. Gene Ontology annotation, molecular function: 15-oxoprostaglandin 13-reductase [NAD(P)+] activity; 2-alkenal reductase [NAD(P)H] activity. The record is from RefSeq and is a predicted model, not a curated record. Lineage: Eukaryota; Metazoa; Chordata; Actinopteri; Characiformes; Acestrorhamphidae. The transcript has 9 exons. Gene Ontology annotation, biological process: prostaglandin metabolic process.